AUGAAUUUUGACGAGAUUGAAGAACAAGACGGUAUCCGUUUCUCGUGGAAUGCAUGGCCAUCUUCACGUUCAGAGGCUACAAAAGCUGUUGUACCCAUUGCCUGUCUCUACACACCUUUGAAAGAACGCGAAGACUUUCAAGAAAGUCCUAUCUGGUAUGAACCAGUGACUUGUAAGGCACCUUGUAGAGCCAUCUUGAAUCCCUACUGUCAAAUUGAUGUUCGUGGUAAACUCUGGAUUUGUCCUUUCUGUCUCCAAAGAAAUGCUCUUCCUCCUCAUUACAAAGAUAUUUCCAACACCAACCUUCCUGCUGAACUGCUACCCAAGUACACUACUAUUGAAUACAAUCUGAAUCGUGUUGCUCAAAUUCCACCCAUCUUUUUAUUCGUUGUCGAUACUUGCCUCGAAGAAGAUGACCUUAAGGCUCUCAAAGAAUCCUUAAUUGUCAGCUUGAGUUUAUUGCCCGAAUAUGCUUGGGUUGGUUUGAUUACUUUUGGCACCAUGACUCAAGUUCAUGAGUUGGGCUUUGCUGAUUGUCCCAAGUCGUUUGUUUUCAGAGGUACCAAAGAAUACACUGCAAAGCAAAUUCAAGAAAUGUUGGGUUUGACCAAUAAUAGUGCUCGUCCCACCGGUCAACAACCCAACCGUCCCGGUCAACCUCCCCAAAUGACGAUGGCUGCCAACAGAUUCUUACUUCCUGUAAAGGAUUGUGAAUUUGUGUUGACCUCAAUUUUGGAAAAUCUUCAACGUGAUCCUUGGCCCGUUGCUGAUGAUAAGCGACCUGAAAGAAGUACGGGUGUGGCCAUGAGUGUAGCUGUUGGUCUUUUGGAAACAACUUUCCCUAAUACAGGUGCUCGUAUGAUGCUCUUCAGUGGUGGUGCUGCCACUGAAGGUCCUGGUAUGGUUGUGAGUAGUGAAUUGAGAGAACCCAUCCGUUCUCAUCAUGAUAUCGAAAAGGAAUCGGCCAAGCACUAUAAGAAGGCAACCAAGUUCUAUGAAGCACUUGCCAAGAGAGCUGCUCAUAAUGGACAUACGAUUGAUAUCUUCGCUGGUUGUCUUGAUCAAAUUGGUUUAUUGGAAAUGAGAUCCAUGGUCAAUAGCACGGGUGGUUUCAUGAUCUUGUCCGAUUCUUUCAAUACAGCCAUUUUCAAACAGAGUUUCCAACGCAUAUUCCAAAAAGACAGUCAGGGACAUUUACAAAUGGGUUUCAAUGCUACCAUGGAUGUUCAAACCACGAGAGAAUUGAAGGUAUGCGGUUUAAUCGGUCAUGCUGUUUCUGCCAAUAAGAAGACACCGUAUGUAGGCGAGACAGAGAUCGGUAUUGGUAAUACAUCCGCUUGGAAGAUGUGCAGUUUGAAUCAUGAGACGACCAAUGCUGUUUACUUUGAAGUCGUGAAUCAACCUUCGGCACCUUUCCAGCCUGGAUCACGUGGCUUGAUUCAGUUUGUCACUCACUACCAACAUUCAAGCGGCCAAUUCCGUCUUCGUGUUACCACUGUCGCUCGUAAUUUUGCUGAAGGACAAAGUCCUGAGAUCGCCAAUUCAUUUGAUCAAGAAACAGCUGCUGUGUUGAUGUCGCGUAUCGCUGUGUUUAAGGGAGAAAUCGAUGAUGGACCCGAUGUAUUGCGUUGGUUGGAUCGUAUGUUGAUUCGUCUUUGCCAACGUUUCGCUGAUUAUCGCAAGGACGACCCUCAUUCUUUCAGAUUAUCAGAAAACUUUUCCAUUUAUCCUCAAUUCAUGUUCCAUUUGAGACGUUCUCAAUUCUUGCAGGUGUUCAAUAACUCACCUGAUGAAACAGCCUUCUACCGUCAUACACUGAAUCGCGAAAACGUGGAUUCAUCGCUUAUUAUGAUCCAGCCUACUCUUACAUCUUACAGUUUCGAUGCUCCUCCUCAACCUGUCUUACUUGAUUCCGUUUCCAUCAAGCCUGAUGCUAUCUUGUUACUGGACACUUUCUUCCAUAUCUUGAUUUUCCAUGGCGAGACCAUUGCUCAAUGGCGUGAUGCUGGUUACCAAGACCAAGAAGGCUAUGAGAACUUUAAACAGCUUUUGGAAGCUCCCGUGUUGGAUGCUCAAGAUCUUCUGAUGGAAAGAUUCCCUAUUCCUCGUUAUAUUGUUUGCGACCAAGGUGGCUCUCAAGCUCGUUUCUUACUUUCCAAACUAAAUCCCUCUACUACUCAUACCUCAGGCAGCCCUUAUAGCGCACCAGGUGGUGCUGUUGUUCUUACAGAUGAUGUCAGCUUACAAGUCUUUAUGGAGCAUUUGAAGAAGUUGGCUGUUGCUGGUGCUUCGUAA
Molecule: messenger RNA, 2295 nt
Organism: Mycotypha africana
Lineage: Eukaryota; Fungi; Mucoromycota; Mucoromycetes; Mucorales; Mycotyphaceae
Product: protein transporter SEC23
Exons: 7
Coding region: 1-2295 (764 amino acids)
Biological process (GO): intracellular protein transport; COPII-coated vesicle cargo loading; endoplasmic reticulum to Golgi vesicle-mediated transport
Cellular component (GO): COPII vesicle coat; endoplasmic reticulum exit site
Molecular function (GO): GTPase activator activity; zinc ion binding
Source: RefSeq, a predicted model, not a curated record